Messenger RNA from Aspergillus heteromorphus CBS 117.55, 2091 nucleotides. Its product is annotated as inorganic phosphate transporter. The transcript is spliced from 3 exons. The record is from RefSeq and is a predicted model, not a curated record. Gene Ontology annotation, cellular component: membrane. Gene Ontology annotation, biological process: phosphate ion transmembrane transport. The coding region runs from base 99 to 1913 and encodes 604 amino acids. Lineage: Eukaryota; Fungi; Ascomycota; Eurotiomycetes; Eurotiales; Aspergillaceae.
ACUUAUUGUCUUCUUGUGCUCUUCUCCUCUUCUCUUCUCUCCUCACCUCACCACACUCCUUCUUCCUCACUCCCUCUUCCCCCCCAAUAUCCGUCAUCAUGGCGGUCCUCCACGCCUACGACUACGUCUUCGCCAUCGGCACCCUCUUCGCCAUGUUGGAUGCCUUCAACAACGGCGCCAACGAUGUGGCCAACUCCUGGGCUACCAGCGUCUCGUCCCGCUCCAUCUCCUACCGCCAGGCCAUGAUCUUCGGCACCAUCUUCGAGAUGCUGGGCGCCAUCACCGUCGGGGCGCGCACCGCCGACACCAUCAAGAACGGCAUCAUCCCCAACGCCGCCUUCCAGGGCAACGCCGGCGUGCAGAUGCUGGCCUUCACCUGCGCCCUGGCCGCCGCCUCGUCCUGGGUCAUGUGGUGCACGCGUCACUCCGCCCACGUCUCCUCGACCUACUCGCUCAUCGCUGCCGUCGCGGGCGUCGGCGUGGCCACCGUGGGCGCCUCGCAGGUGCAAUGGGGCUGGAACAACGGCAAGGGACUCGGGGCCAUCUUCGCGGGACUGGGCAUGGCACCCAUCAUCUCCGGGGGCUUUGCGGCGGCCAUCUUCAUGCUCAUCAAGCUGGUCGUGCUGCUGCGCCGCAACCCCAUCCCCUGGGCCGUCUACAGCUCGCCGUUCUUCUUCCUCAUCGCCGCCACCAUCUGCACCCUGUCCAUCGUCUACAAGGGCUCGCCCAGCCUGGGUCUGAGCAAGAAGCCCGGCUGGUACAUCGCCGCCGUGACCAUGGGCACCGGCGGGGGCGUCGCCCUGCUGUCCGUGCUCUUCUUUGUCCCCUUCGUGCACGCCCGCGUCAUCAAGAAGGACCACGGCGUCCAGUGGUGGAUGUUCGUCCUGGGCCCGCUGCUGCUGCUGCGUCCCACCCCCGUCGAGGCCGCCCACGCCAAGAUCCCCAACUACGCCGUCGUCCAGGACGACUCGGACGUGUUGUCCAUGCGUUCGCCCGAUACCCUCCGCGGCGUCGACGCCCCCAAGGCCGCCCCCCUCGCCGGGGUCGAGUCGAUCCAGUCGGACGAGAAGCGCGUGGUGGCGGGCGAGUCGGCCCAGCUGACGUACCAGGAACUGAUGGCGCAGUCGGAACGCCGGCUGAACGAGCGGCUGCUGCAGAAACGCGGUCCCAUCGGCUGGGCGAUGCGCACGCUCCGCGACAACCCGCUCGGGGCGGGCCAGAUGUACGAGCUGCACAACAUCCUGAUCCUGUUCAAGCGCAUCCCCGCGAUGGUGGUGUGCGGGCUGCUGUACGGGCUGCACUACGACAUCCACGCGGCGCAGUCGGGCAUCGCGGGCACGCCCGAGGGCCAGCGCAUGCAGCGGGUGUACGCGCACGCGGAGAAGUACCCCAACGAGGUGGAGCACACGUACUCGUUCGUGCAGGUGCUGACGGCGUGCACGGCGUCGUUCGCGCACGGAGCCAACGACAUCGGCAACUCGGUCGGGCCCUGGGCCGUCAUCUACUCGGCCUGGUCGACGGGCAACGCGGCCGCCGCGAAGGCGCCGGUGCCCGUGUGGCAGCUGGCGGUGCUGGCGGCGUGCAUCUCGAUCGGGCUGAUUACCUAUGGGUACAACAUCAUGAAGGUCAUGGGCAACAAGAUCACGUACCACUCGCCCAGCCGCGGCUGCUCGAUGGAGAUGGGGGCGGCGAUCACGGUGCUGGUGUUCUCGCAGUACUCGCUGCCGGUGUCGACGUCGAUGUGCAUCACGGGGGCGACGGUGGGCGUCGGGCUGUGCAACGGCACCUUCAAGGCCGUCAACUUCCAGCGCGUGGGUCUGCUGCUGCUGGCGUGGAUCAUGACGCUGCCGAUUGCAGGCACCCUGGGGGGCGUGCUGAUGGGGCUGUUCCUGAAUGCGCCGCACUUUGCUUGACCAUCUGGAGAGGAUCCGGAGGAGAAAGUAGCUAAUCUAUUGUCCACGGGGAGUGGUGGUUAGAUGACUGUCGAUUAAUCAUGAGCAGUGAGGGUGUAGUUAGUUAAUCAGUCCAUGAGAUUAAUCGAAUAUGUCCCAGACAACUCAGCAGGUCACACUAAAACAUCCCGAUGGCGAC